Messenger RNA from Puccinia graminis f. sp. tritici CRL 75-36-700-3, 967 nucleotides. RefSeq lists its product as uncharacterized. Lineage: Eukaryota; Fungi; Basidiomycota; Pucciniomycetes; Pucciniales; Pucciniaceae. The transcript is spliced from 4 exons. The coding region runs from base 182 to 412 and encodes 76 amino acids. The record is from RefSeq and is a predicted model, not a curated record.
CACAGGAACUUCAUACCACUUCCAACCGCAUAGUCCAUAUUCCACUUCGACGGUCCAUAAGUUGCGACAACAAACAACCUCACUCAUCUCGGUCUCCAUCCAACAUUCAGAUAUAUCCCAUCAACCUCUCGAUUCGAGUUACCCUCUCUCAAAGCCAUCUUCGCACAUUUUUGAUCGCACAAUGGGUGGAGGUAACGGUGCCAAGGCUGCUCAAAAACGUGAGCGUAAUGCGAAGGCCUCAGGCGCCACGGCCAAGUCUCAGCUCAAAGUGAAUGAAGCCGCCAAAAACAUCCAAUGCAAGGUCUGCUUCCAAACGUUUUUGAUAACAAGUCGAGAACCUGCUCUGAAAGAGCACGCGGAGAACCGGCAUAGUAAAGCUUUACUUGAUUGCUUUCCUAUGUGGAAACCUUAGCUUCCGAUGUCCUUUACACUCGCCUUUGCUUUAGCAGGGUCUCCGCUUAUAAAUGGAUUCCCUCAACUUGUGUUUGACUAGUCACAAGUAGGAAUGUUGAUAAGACUUUGCAUUGCUUUUUUUCCUCCUUCUCACAAUUGCCAGUCGUUUUUUUUUCUCAUUCACGGCUUCGAGUGGCUCUUGUUUGUUGUUAUUUUUCUGUCUUGUUCAGUAGCGAAGUUGCUUCGCACUGCCAGAUAUUUUUGUACCCGCGAACAAACACGAUCCGGAAAAGAGGGCCAGCACGACGAUAAGAGUCAUUUCUAACUUGAGUUUACACAUGUCUAAUCCCUGUCUGAUGUCACAGUGCAAGGUUGGAAAUACUGGCUUGUUUAUAAAAUCGCAUUUUUGUAGGCUUGGGUGCUGUGCACUGCCUUUUGGGUGAAUUUAAAAAUGAAGUUCAUACAAUCGUGUAUACAUCAAGCAAUCAUGAACUUGGAGCACAAAUGCUUAUUUCUAAAAUAUGAUUACUGGUAAAUUGGAUGCUUAUGUCUUUCUGUGAUUGAUGAAGAUAAA